CCAACCCUGCAGCUGGGAGAGGAGCCCCAGCCCCGGGAGUCCCAGGUGUUCCCAUUCUGUCAUCAGCACAGAACAUAGAACACAGAACUCCUCACCAUGGAGUUUGUGCUUGGCUGGGUUUUCCUGGUUGCUCUUUUAAAAGGUGUCCAGUGUGACGUGCAGCUGGUGGAGUCUGGGGGAGACCUGGUGAAGCCUGGGGGGUCCCUGAGACUCACCUGUGUGGCCUCUGGAUUCACCUUCAGUAGCUACUACAUGAGCUGGGUCCGCCAGGCUCCAGGGAAGGGGCUGCAGUGGGUCGCAAAUAUUUAUACUGAUGGAAGUAGCACAUACUACGAAGACUCCGUGAAGGGCUGAUUCACCAUCUCCAGAGACAACGCCAAGAACACGCUGUAUCUGCAGAUGAACAGCCUGAAGACCGAGGACACGGCCACAUAUUACUGUGCAACAGACACAGUGAAAGGACCUCACUGGGAGCCCACACACAAACCUCCCUGCAGGAGGGGAUCAGCACCACCAGGGGGCGCACACUAUGCACAAUUCUGGUUUGUGUUCCCAGGAGCAGGUGCAGAUGGAGGUUACAGGCAGGUUUCCUGUCAGGGUCUGGGGCUUCCUCUCCACACAGCAGUUUCUCCAGGGAGCCUCUCUGGUCACAGGAUGGACUACCCCUCCAUGCCUCCAGACUGUUACUACCUCGGCUACCUGGAGGAGAUUCCUCUUUCCAUGGUCUCCAUGGACACGUGCUAUCAGGGCCUUGAAGAGUCCUGCCGUGGGGUGUCCUUGUCGGGCCCUGAUGACUUCCAUAUGCAAGAUGGAACCGCGUGCACUGAAAAGGGCUACUGCUAUCAUGGGAACUGCACUGACUGCACUAUGCACUGCCAAGAAAUCUUUGCAGAAAUUCUGGAAAGGUGUUGCCAGAACCCCACCCUAAGUUACCAGUGCCAUAAAAGGUCAGACUCCCUGCAGAGACCAACAACCAGGCACCAUCCUGGGGUUCCAGAGGUGUGUAUUUCCUACUCAUCUCCAAGUGAGAUAUUGCUGGACACCAAAGACCAUAUCCCUAGAUUAGUGUCGAAGAAGACGCCAGCUGCUGGGUCCACUGUGUUGCAGCCAGUACCCUGGUGUUGUGUUUGCUUAGCCAUGCCUACCUAG
Molecule: messenger RNA, 1149 nt
Organism: Lynx canadensis (Canada lynx)
Lineage: Eukaryota; Metazoa; Chordata; Mammalia; Carnivora; Felidae
Exons: 5
Biological process (GO): innate immune response; defense response to bacterium; phagocytosis, engulfment
Cellular component (GO): external side of plasma membrane; blood microparticle; immunoglobulin complex, circulating
Molecular function (GO): antigen binding; immunoglobulin receptor binding
Source: RefSeq, a predicted model, not a curated record